This is a messenger RNA of Miscanthus lutarioriparius, 240 nucleotides long. Lineage: Eukaryota; Viridiplantae; Streptophyta; Magnoliopsida; Poales; Poaceae. The record is from the annotation of a GenBank genome assembly.
AUGGACACGGCGGCGGUGCUGCUGCUGCUUGCGCUGGUCGUCGUCCUCCUCUGGUACCCUCUCGUUCUGCCAGCGCUGCCGCCUUCUCCGCCGGCGCUCUUCGUCUGGAUACCGAUGCUCAUGCUGCUUCUCCUCUUCGCCCUUCCUUUCUUCCCAGCUGAUCGUCGUCUUUGCAUUGAUCCUAAAGUGAAACCUUGCCAGCUUGCCUUGUGGAGUAGUGGGAGCGCAUCCAAGCGUUGA